This is a messenger RNA of Danio rerio (zebrafish), 3964 nucleotides long. Lineage: Eukaryota; Metazoa; Chordata; Actinopteri; Cypriniformes; Danionidae. The record is from RefSeq and is a predicted model, not a curated record.
GCACCGCUGCUGUGUUUUCCGUUGACUGUCCGACUGUGGGCGCUUUUCGGCGGGUUCCGUUAAAAUGGCGCUGUUGUUGCCAGGAGCUCAAGCCCAUCGAAUGGAAAGCGACAGCGGUUAAAAAAAAAACACCGUUAACCGUUUCUGCCCGCACCGGAGGCGACAGAUAAGCGCACAAUGGCGACGCUUGAUCAGAAAUCCCCUAACGUGCUUCUGCAGAGCCUGUGCUGUAAGAUCACGGGCAAGAGCGAAGCUGACGUAGCCCAUCAGUUCCAGUACGCUGUGCGGGUCAUUGGAAGUAAUUACGCUCCCACAAUUGAACGGGACGAGUUUUUGGUGUCUGAGAAAAUUAAGAAAGAAUUGUUGAAACAAAGGCGGGAAGCAGAUGCAGCCCUUUUCUCUGAGUUGCACAGAAAGCUUCAGACCCAGGGUGUAUUGAAACACAGAUGGUCCAUCUUAUACCUCCUGCUCAGCCUCUGUGAGGACCCAAGGAAACCAUCCGGCCGGGUUCCUGUGUGUAGUUAUGGAGCUCUGCUUGCUCAGGCUUUGCCCCGUGAUGUUCACUCCACACCGUUCUACUAUGCCCGUCCUCAGAGUCUCCCACUCAGCUACCCAGAGCGCUCCGCCACAGCUCAUAACUCCAGCAUGGCUACCAGUGGAAUCAGCAGUAUGGGGGUGUUUUCUAUUAAUGGGCCUGGACCGACCCCACCAUCUUUGCUUACUGGAGCUGGAACUCAGGCUGUUGGAGAGUCUAUGAGAGGGUCUCGUUUAGCCUGGACUCUGCCAGUGUCCAGUUCUCCGUCUGGGGCAGCAGCUGCUCCUCGUCCCCCCAGCGGACCCUCCUCCAGUCCAGCUCCCAAACCACUGCAAAGACCCAGGCGGGACGGAGAUGGCAGUGCUGAUAUUGGGGAAGCUGCUCUCGUCCGAGACAUUCUUUAUGUUUUCCAGGGAAUCGACGGAAAGUUCAUCAAGAUGUGCAGCCCGGAAAACUGCUACAAAAUUGAUUCAAAGGUGCCACUGUGUAAGUCUUUGAGAGACACUAGCAGCAGGCUGGCCGAGCUCGGCUGGCUCCACAAUAAAAUUAGAAAAUAUACAGACUCACACAGCUUGGAUCGAGCCUUUGGUCUUGUUGGGCAGAGUUUUUGUGCUGCUCUGCAUCAGGAACUGAAAGAGUACUACAGAUUGCUCUCUGUACUUCAUGCACAGCUCCAGGUGGAGGACGAUCAGGGUGUAAAUAUGAGUGUUGACAGCAGUUUGACUCUGAGGAGACUUCUGGUGUGGACCUACGACCCCAAGGUUCGACUAAAAACACUGGCCGCCCUGGUGGACUACUGCCAAGGGCGUAAGGGUGGAGAGUUGGCCACUGCUGUACAUGCGUAUGGAAAGACGGGUGACCCCAACAUGAGAGCACUGAUCCAGCACAUCCUUGGUCUGGUGUCUCAUCCGAUUCUCAACUUCUUAUACCGCUGGAUUUAUGAUGGAGAGCUGGAGGAUACGUACCAUGAGUUUUUUGUAGCCUCGGACCCAACAGUGAAGACGGACAGACUCUGGCAUGACAAAUACUCUCUAAGGAAGAGUAUGAUCCCAUCCUUCAUCACCAUGGACCAGGCCAGGAAGGUUCUUCUUAUUGGCAAAUCCAUCAACUUCCUGCAUCAGGUUUGUCAUGACCGGACACCACCGGGAAAGAUCAUGCCUGCCUCCAAAUCUAAAGACUCUCCCAAAGAUGCUGCAGAGUUGUUCACUGAUCUGGAAGGGACCUUUCAGAGUAAGAUUGAUGCUGCGUAUUUUGAGACCAGUAAGUAUCUUCUAGACGUGCUGAAUAAGAACUACCAGCUUCUGGAGCAUCUUCAGGCCAUGAGGAGAUACCUGCUGCUGGGCCAGGGAGACUUUAUCCGGCACCUCAUGGACCUCCUUAAGCCAGAGUUAGCCAGGCCUGCCACCACUCUUUACCAGCACAAUCUAACCGGAAUACUUGAGACGGCCGUCAGAGCAACCAAUGCCCAAUUUGACAGCCCUGAGAUACUGAAGAGGCUUGAUGUCCGGCUGCUGGAGGUUUCUCCUGGAGACACUGGCUGGGACGUCUUCAGUUUGGACUAUCAUGUUGAAGGACCCAUUGCCACAGUGUUCACCCGUGAGUGUAUGAGCCACUACUUGCGUGUCUUCAACUUCCUGUGGAGGGCUAAAAGAAUGGAGUACAUCCUCACAGACAUCUGGAAGGGUCAGAUGUGUAACGCCAAGCUGCUGAAGAGCAUGCCGGAGCUUUCUGGUGUGCUGCACCAGUGUCACGUUCUUGCUUCUGAAAUGGUUCACUUCAUUCAUCAGAUGCAGUAUUACAUCACAUUUGAGGUGUUGGAAUGCUCUUGGGAUGAGUUGUGGAAUAAAGUCCAGCAGGCUCAGGAUCUGGAUCACAUUAUAGCAGCUCAUGACGUUUUCCUGGACACCAUCAUUUCUCGCUGCCUGCUGGAUGUGAACAACCGGUCUCUGUUGAAUCAGUUGCGCGCAGUGUUUGAUCAGAUCAUCGAGUUCCAGAAUGCUCAGGACACACUGUACCGCUCUGCUCUAGAAGAACUGCAGCUACGCAUACAAUUCGAGGACAAGAAGAGACAGAGAGAAGAGAUGGCCGAGUGGGGUGUAACAGCAGAGCAGGAGGCCGAGGAGAACAGACGCGUGCAGGAGUUUAAAGACACCAUACCAAAAAUGUGCUCUCAGCUCCGAUUGCUCACACACUUCUAUCAGGGCAUAGUGCAGGAGUUCCUGCGGCUGCUAAUGACCUGCUCUGACGAGAGUCUCCAGUUCCUCAGUUUUCGUCUGGAUUUCAAUGAACAUUACAAGGCCCGUGACCCCCGCCUGCGGCCCUCGCUCGGGGCCACCAGAGGCAGACGGAGCUCCAACAUCUGACCCUGCGAAUGUCAACAUCACGUGCGCUCGCUGUCUAAAAAGACUGUUUAUUGUUAGGGCUACUCAGAACUCGUCUGGCGCUCUGUAAUGAACCCAUAUAACAGGGAAAUCCUUUCUAGAAUAUCCUAUUGCAGUGUCAUCGACAAAUGAGUUCAGUCACUUGACUAUCUAGUGGUUUUUACCGUGUGACUCAGUAGCACAAGGUCACAAGUCUGUUUAUUUUCGGUUGAUGUAGUUAAUGUGUGAAUACUAGUUUUUUUUCUUUGGUUUUUGUACAAAUCUUUGUUUUUGAUAAUAUUUAAGUCCACGUUUACAUACUUUUUUGGAGUUGUUUUCUUCUUGUGCCCUUUUGUUACGCAUCUUAAAAUCUUCAUAAGACAAAUCCGACUGUGUUUAUGGUUCUGGAUGACUAUCGAAUGAACCUUUUUCAUGAUUAUAAAUAUAAAAAUAUAUUAUGUUUGUAAUUAUACAGGCUGUGACCUUUGUGUAAAAAAAAAAAAGAACAAGAAACCGUAAAGCAGUUGUUUAAUUUAUAUGAAUGGACCUGUUCAGUUACAUGCACUUACAGUAAAUGAACUACUUUGACCUCUGUAAAAACAAAAAAUCAUUUCAUACGUGUACAAAAAUUACAAUUACCCACAAUGCUGUGUGAUCUUCUCAAGCCUCAGGUUGAUACUGCGAGGAUGAAGUUGUUGUUUUGAAGUAUUGGGUCAUUAUGGGCAAUAUGAAUAGAUUGCUGUUGUAAUGUUUUUCCCCUUUGUCUUUCUCUCAUGUUCAUGAACUGUAUUGAUGGAAGUGGCUUUGGUGAAGCUGGCAAAGAUGAAAAAAGUCCCCCUUUAUAUGGAGAUUGAUAACGAGUUUUGUCCUCGGAUGAAGUGGAGAAGACUUUUUUGUCCAUAUUUUAAUGUGUGGCAGGGGUUUGAGGCUGAAGCAGACUGAAAUGAUCGUUCAUUGAUGGAUUAAGCGCUUUCUGCACUGUAACACACGUCUACAAAGCAGAAUUCAGAAUCCAACAUCCUGUCUUUCUUUUCUUGAAUGAAUAAACUUUUUUAUAAUAUAUAUAAAA